Molecule: messenger RNA, 2213 nt
Organism: Anolis sagrei ordinatus
Lineage: Eukaryota; Metazoa; Chordata; Lepidosauria; Squamata; Anolidae
Product: acyl-CoA (8-3)-desaturase-like
Biological process (GO): lipid metabolic process
Cellular component (GO): membrane
Molecular function (GO): oxidoreductase activity, acting on paired donors, with oxidation of a pair of donors resulting in the reduction of molecular oxygen to two molecules of water
Source: RefSeq, a predicted model, not a curated record
GGUGGUGCUCAGGCGGCAGAAGCGCGGCGCCUGCUGCUCUUGAGGGAAGGCGAGGCUGCGCGGGGCGCCGGGGUUGGCCAUGGCCGAGGUCAACGGUGUGCCGUCCUGCCGGCGCUUCACCUGGGAGGAGAUCAAGCCCCGCUCGGGGAGGUCGGAGGAGCGGUGGCUGGUCAUCGAGCGGAAGGUCUACGACAUCAGCCAGUUCCACAAGCGGCACCCGGGGGGAUCCCGCGUGAUCAGCCACUAUGCGGGGCAGGACGCCACGGAUCCCUUCACAGCAUUCCAUCUGGAGAAGUCUGUGGUGAGAAAAUACAUGAAACCCUUGCUCAUUGGAGAGCUUGCAGAUGACCAGCCCAGCUUUGAACCCAGCAAAAAUAAACAACUUACAGAGGACUUUCGUGAACUGCGUGCUACUGUGGAAAAGAUGGGGCUCCUGCAACCUGACCGUCUCUUCUUCUUCUUGUACCUUGUUCACAUCGUGGUGCUGGAUGUGGUUGCUUGGCUCAACAUGUGGUACUUUGGGGCCUCCUUGCUGCCUUUUCUCUUCACUGGAUUGCUGCUUGGCACUGUCCAGGCCCAAGCUGGUUGGCUUCAGCAUGACUUGGGACACCUCUCAGUCUUUGGCAAGUCAAAGUGGAACCAUUGGGUUCACAAAUUUGUGAUUGGACAUCUGAAGGGGGCUCCAGCCAGCUGGUGGAAUCAUUGGCAUUUCCAGCACCAUGCUAAACCAAACUGCUUCCGCAAGGACCCUGAUCUCAACAUGCAUCCUUUGAUUUUUGCCUUGGGAAAAAAGCUCUCUGUGGAGCUUGGUAUAAAGAAAAAGAAAUUUAUGCCUUACAACCAUCAGCACAAAUACUUUUUUAUCCUUGGACCACCAGCUCUGGUGCCUUUCUACCUCCAGUGGUAUGUCUUCUACUUUGCUGUCCAGCGCAAGCAGUGGGCGGACCUCGCCUGGAUGGUUACUUUCUAUAUCCGGUUCUUUCUAACAUUUUCAUUUUUUCUGAAUCUGAAGGGCCUUAUUGGGCUUUUUCUCCUGGUCAGGGUCAUUGAAAGUCACUGGUUUGUCUGGGUGACCCAAAUGAACCACAUCCCGAUGAAUAUUGAUUACGACCAAAAUGUGGACUGGGUAUCAACUCAGCUCCAGGCAACAUGCAAUGUAGAUCAGUCCCUAUUCAAUGACUGGUUCAGCGGGCACCUCAACUUUCAGAUUGAGCAUCACCUCUUCCCUACUAUGCCCCGGCACAAUUAUUGGAAAGUUGCCCCCUUGGUGAAAUCGAUAUGUGGAAAAUAUGGCAUCGAGUACCAGUCUAAGCCCUUGCUGAAAGCCUUUGCAGACAUUGUAUACUCGCUGAAGGAUUCAGGGGAGCUGUGGCUGGAUGCCUACCUGAAUAAAUAAGAAGCUUGCGGUGUCGUCUGGGGAGGGUGGUGUAGAUCUCCGCAUCCUUGCUGCCUCCUGCAAGUCAAGAGAACAAGGCCCUGCUUUAACUGGAGUGGGCAGCUGGGAGAGCCAAAUCCUGAGUGUAAUAUUUUGAGGUGAUGUUUUCCUCCCCCAUCCUUUUACUUCAGCAAAGCCUCCUUUCUCCUUUUGAAGAAGAUAACAGAGAUGUCCUUUUAGAAACUCACAUCCACAAAAAUGAAGGACUCCAAGGCCAGGAAGCAAGGCCAACAAAUUUCCCCGGUGCCAUUUCACUGAACUUUGUAUGCUGAAGGUGAAUGUGGAUGUGGAAAUCACUAAGAUUUUUGCUGCCUUGAUGUCCAUUUGGUUUUGCUCCCUCCCAGAGUAAAAUGAACAAAGAUAUGGGGAAAAUGUGAUGAAUGAGGCAGAGAGGAUGAGAAAAAAAUUGUGCAGAUGAUUAUAAAGAGACCUACUGGUUGAGAAUAUGGGAUUUUACAUGGCAGGGGUUGGACCAGAUAGUACUUGUGGUAACUUUCAACUAUAUGAUUGUAUCAGAGUAGGGUGUUUGGAUUUGGAGAAAGGUAGGAAGGAGGCUACAAAAGCCAAAUUCAGUGGAUAGCCUUAUGAGAACUGCCAAAUUAAAUAAGCAUGAGUCCUUAAAGAGUGGCCUUACCCUUGUCAUUGGGGGAGGAAUUUGCAGUUUUUGCUGUGAAAAUUAUUAUAUUCCUGGUUAUAUUUCCUAUGUAAACAAAAUGUGCCAGAGUUAUUGAUGUGCCAACAUGGGACCACUGUUGACAAUAAAGAAUGUUAAAUGAUG